CCCCACUCCUACCCAUGCUCCACUCGACCUCGUCCACCAACGUGUCGUCCAUGUGGGGCUCCAACGGCGCUGUCCGCCGCAUAGCCUCGGUCAACAACAUGGGCACGCUCCACCGCAUGGAGGCCGGCCUUGCCUCGCCGCGCCCACACGCUGACGCCGGUGCUGUCUCGGACGCACCGCCUGCCCUCCCGCUGGAGGCGCUCAUCGAGCCGGUAGAGGCAGAGUCGGACGCGUCGGAUGCCAAGGGUCUCGACAAGAAGGUUCUGGGCGGGCCAGCCAGCAGCGACCUCGGCGAGCACGGCUCGCGCGAGGCAGCCUUUGUCAUGGCCCAUCCCAAGCGCUCGGUCGUUGCUGCGCUGUGUGUGUACAUGGCGGCAAGCUUUGCGCUUAUUCACACCAUGAACUACGUGCACUAUCACCUGCCAGAGCAACCGCCGCUCCCGGAUCUGGGCCACGAGUACAUCCCCAUGCUGCGGCCCGAAAACCUCGGCGACUACCCCAUGUUUGUCUCGGUCUUUGUUGUCGUCUACCUCGGCGGCUACCGCCACCGCUCGCAGUUCUACAAGAUCGUCACCCGCAUGUGGAUCACUCAGACCGCGCUCUACAUCCUCCGCAUCUUCACCAUCUCCAUGACGAAUCUCCCGGUCACCGACAACCACUGCAGGUACUCGCGCGAGGAGAUCUCGUCCUUCUGGCUCAACACCAUGAACGGCCUCGCCACCAUGGGCCUCGCCAACGUUCAUUGCGGCGACCUGCUCUUCUCCGGCCAUUCGAUCAUGAUCGUUAUCUUCUGGCAGAUCACACACACCUACUUUCCGCAAUACCGCGGCCUCAAUUGGCUCGUUACCUUCUGCACCCUCAUGGCCUUCUUCUUCAUCGUCGCCACCCGCUCACACUACACUGUUGACGUCAUCAUCGGGUGGUUCGCCACAAUGUGCACAUGGAAGCUGGUGCCCAACUAUUGGCCCUACGCCCUACGCGACUCGUAACUCCCCC
Molecule: messenger RNA, 996 nt
Organism: Thecamonas trahens ATCC 50062
Lineage: Eukaryota; Apusomonadida; Apusomonadidae
Product: SMS-3 protein
Exons: 1
Coding region: 15-989 (324 amino acids)
Biological process (GO): ceramide biosynthetic process
Cellular component (GO): endoplasmic reticulum membrane; Golgi membrane
Molecular function (GO): ceramide cholinephosphotransferase activity; sphingomyelin synthase activity
Source: RefSeq, a predicted model, not a curated record